Musa acuminata AAA Group (dessert banana) is the source of this 2568-nucleotide messenger RNA. Its product is annotated as probable protein phosphatase 2C 4. The transcript is spliced from 4 exons. NCBI's taxonomy places the organism in Eukaryota, Viridiplantae, Streptophyta, Magnoliopsida, Zingiberales, Musaceae. The record is from RefSeq and is a predicted model, not a curated record. Gene Ontology annotation, biological process: protein dephosphorylation. Bases 232 to 2346 code for a protein of 704 amino acids. Gene Ontology annotation, molecular function: protein serine/threonine phosphatase activity.
UUCAGCGCGCAUGCGGGCCCCCCUCAUCGGAUGGUCAUCCAUUCCUUAGAUCACGUCGCUCUUACGCCCUAUUGAUUAAUCGAGGAGUAAACUCGAGACUUUGGUACCUGCUCUGUGGUCAACGCCAUCGCGAGAUCUCCGCAGCAGAUUUCAAACCCCCGCUCUACCCAUAGUCAACGACUCCCUCCAUUAAUAGACACCGCACUCUCUCUCUCUUCUUCUUCGCCUUCGAUGGGCAACGGACUUGCCAGGCUCGCCUAUUGCUGCCCCGGCGACGGGGCGCCGACCGGUCGCAGACGCCGACGCCAUGGGGCUGUCGCCGUGACUUGGGACCCGUGCGACGAGGGGCUCGGCCACUCCUUCUGCUACGUCCGGCGCGAUACCGAGUGCGGCGUCUCCGGCCGCCCCUACGCAGCCGCCGCCGCCGCCUCCACAGCAACGGCCUCCUCUAAGGUCCAUCACUCCGAGGAGACAACCACGUUCCGGACCAUCUCCGGCGCCGCCGUGAGCGCCAACGCAUCGACACCGCUGUCGACGUCCCUCCUCGAUGUCGCCGGGCCUAUCGCGGCUUCCGCCUUCGAGAGCUCCACAUCCUUCUCCUCCGUCGCCCUCCAGCCCGUCCCCCGGUUCUCCGGGCCGCUCUCCGGCCCUCUUGCCGCCGCCGACCGUGGGUUCAUGUCGGGCCCCAUCGAGAGGGGGUUCAUGUCCGGGCCCCUCGACCACCGGGCCUCCCUCUUCUCCGCCCCCCUCGACAAGCCACUCUGCUUCUCCGACCAGCUCCGGCGCAGCCUCUCGCACGGGCUCCCUAGGCCCCGCCGUAUGGCUGUGCGAUCCCUCAUCCGCGGGCUCACCAAGGCCGUAGCGAGGACCGUCUCCACUGCCUCGUACGGAAUCGGAUCCAUCGUCGCGCCCGUCAAGGGGCCAAAAGACUCCGGCUUGGACGACGGCGGAUUAACGAAUCUCAGCGGAAGCAGUGGUCGGCAUAGCGUGGAGGCGGCGCAGUGGUCGGAUUCGCUCGACUCCUUAAACGGAAACCUCCAGUGGGCGCAGGGGAAAGCAGGGGAGGACCGCGUCCACGUCGUCGUGUCGGAGGAGCACGGUUGGGUGUUCGUCGGCAUCUACGACGGAUUCAAUGGUCCCGACGCCACAGAUUACUUGCUCUCCAAUCUCUACCCGGCUGUGCAUCGCGAGCUCAAAGGACUGCUCUGGGAAGACAAAAACGACACCUUUUGCCGCGAACCCGUCGAUGAUCCCACCACUCCCGCCGCCCCGGAUGAACAUAACCCCACGGUUGCGACGAAUUGGGCAGCAGACGACCGGUCGAGCAAAGAAGGAAGAGAAAACAAGAGGAAGCCAGUAGGUGCGGCGAGGAAGUGGGAGGAGAACCACCGAAGAUGGAGGUGCGAGUUCGAGAGGGAAAGGCUGGAGCUCGACAGGCGGUUGAAGGAGCAAUCGAAGCGGUCGAGUCAAGAUCGCUCGGUGAACCACUCGCUGGUGUUGGAGGCUCUCUCCGAAGCCCUGAGGAAGACGGAGGAGUCUUUCCUGGACAUCGCGGACAAGAUGGUGUCCGAGAAUCCUGAGCUGGCCCUCAUGGGCUCCUGCGUCUUGGUGAUGCUGAUGAAGGGGGACGACGUGUACCUGAUGAACGUAGGGGACAGCCGUGCAAUCGUCGCACGGAAGGCGGAACCGGAAUCGUGGAGCUCCGUAGGAAAGCCACGGAAGGAUCUCGAGAGAAUCAACGAAGAAACACUCUUCGAGCUUGACGCAAACGGUGGCGGUGGUCCAUCUGGUGAGCCGACAAAUCUGGUAGCCUUGCAGCUUAAUUCGGACCACAGCACAUCUGUCGAAGAGGAAGUCGGAAGAAUCAGAGAUGAGCACCCCGACGACUCUUCUGCCAUUUGGAAUGAUCGCGUGAAGGGCUCGUUGAAGGUGACGAGAGCUUUCGGUGCCGGUUUCCUGAAGCAGCCCAAAUGGAACGACGGUCUUCUGGAGAUGUUCAGAAUCGAGUACGUGGGGAGUACACCGUACAUCACCUGCAACCCCUCCCUCCACCACCACAAGCUCGGCCCGAAGGAUGCAUUUUUGAUCCUAUCGUCCGACGGGCUUUACCAAUACUUCACCAACCAAGAAGCAGUCGCUCAAGUCCAAAUGUUCGUCGCAGCAACACCCGAAGGCGAUCCCGCUCAACACCUUGUCGAACAAGUCCUUUUCCGUGCAGCUAAGAAAGCCGGCAUGGACUUCCACGAGCUGCUUGAGAUUCCACAAGGUGAUCGUCGGCGGUAUCACGAUGAUAUCUGCGUCAUCAUCAUCUCCUUGGAGGGACGAAUAUGGAGAUCCUGUAUGUAAAUAGGAUUACACUGUAGAAAUUAAACAGCUAUAGAGAUUGAUUGAUUGAUUGAUUGAUUGAUUACAACAAGAACAACAUAAACAGGCUCUGAGGUGGUGGUGGUAUAAUACGGACUGCAGAGCUACAAAAGCUACUUGGCACCUAAAACCUUACUUCCCUCAUCUCCCUCCGCCACAUUGACGAAACCUUUCUUUUGUUGGUAUUAAUUGAAUUCUUGGCCA